AUUGGAUCUGUAAUAGCUCUUCACUUGACUGCAGCCAGCAAUAACAACAGGAGCAGCUGGGGAGAUAAGAGAGACGGGAGUGUGUGUGUGUGUGUGUAAGGGAAAGACAGUGAGGGGGGAAGGUGUUGGGGAGAGUGUACCAACACCACAGCGUCCACUUUACUUCCUUAUUUCCCUCACUCUUUAUUUCCCCCCCAUCACCAGGAUCCAAUGAUAGCCGGAAAAGUCAGCAAGCCUCUGCUGCUGCUUCGGAGUGAGAUGAAUGCAGAGUCGAGAGGUGAGGACAAGGCAGCUACUUCAGACAGUGAGCUGAACGAGCCCCUGCUUGCUCCUGUGGAAUCAAAUGAUGGUGAGGACACUCCCAGCAAGCUCUUCGGAGCCAGAGGCAACUCCGUGGCGAUUGAGGCAGGUACAAAUGAUCUUCUUCACCCCAGCCAGUCUCAUCCAGGAUUCUCAGUUGGGCCUCAGCCAUUGCUAGCAGCACAACAGUUGGCAUCUGCUGUAGCGGGAGUAAUGCCGGGAGGUGCGACGGGCCUUAACCAGCCCAUCCUCAUCCCAUUUAACAUGGCCGGGCAACUUGGGGGGCAACAAGGACUGGUCCUGACAUUGCCUACAGCAAACCUUACAAAUAUUCAAGGUCUGGUGGCAGCUGCAGCUGCUGGAGGGAUAAUGACGCUGCCAUUGCAAAAUCUACAAGUUUUAUCAGCCCUGCUCAGUUCAUUUCUGGGACCAACAGAAUCACCCCCGCCCCCCACCACACACCAAGGAGAUAUGUUCUGUAGUCUUUACUGUUUUCAGGCAUCUAGUCGUGAUGAAGAUGACUUGCUGAAGUUCAGACCAAGUAUCAACAUAGGGAAGAAAGGGGAUCUAAGUGACUUUAAAUGUAGCAUGGUUGUUGGUGAAAGACAAGCUGGUCUGAGUAUUUAA
Molecule: messenger RNA, 927 nt
Organism: Rana temporaria (common frog)
Lineage: Eukaryota; Metazoa; Chordata; Amphibia; Anura; Ranidae
Product: POU domain, class 6, transcription factor 2-like
Exons: 5
Coding region: 211-927 (238 amino acids)
Source: RefSeq, a predicted model, not a curated record